UAGUUGAAAAUCACUUCCUGUUUCCUGCUCUGCGCUCGUUUUGACAGUUCAUUGCAGUUUUUUUCUAUUAAAUUUGAUCAAAUGGCGUCUGUUGGUGCUGAAAACAAGUUUCUUACACGAAGGAGAAGAGAAGGCGGAGAGGAUAAUGAUGCUGUAGACGUGAAGAAGAACAGAAAUGUGCCCAGCCGGUUGGAGUCGUGUCUGGACCAACCCGUAGAUCUGAGCGUCCGUGAAGUCGUCAAGUUCAUGCCGUCGCCACUCUCAGCAAAACAUUACGAUGCCGACACCACCGAGCCAAUCAGCUGUGGUCUCCGUACGAUGGAAGAGCUGCUGUCGUGGAAACGAAGCGAAGCCAACCCCUUCAACGUAGCGGUCGUCCCGUUGGCGCCUCGGGAUCCUCCUCUGGCCAGAUGUCCACGGAGGACCUUAGUGUCUCAUGACAUGAUGGGUGGCUACAUAGAUGACAGGUUUAUCCAGGGAACAAACGCAGAGACUCCAUAUUCCUUCUACCACUGGCAAUACAUCGAUAUUUUCAACUACUUCUCACACGUUCUGGUCACUAUUCCUCCCGUCGUAUGGACCAACGCUGCUCAUAAACACGGAGUCGUUGUUCUUGGGACUUUUAUCACAGAGUGGACCGAUGGAGCCGCCAUGUGUGAGGCUUUCCUUAAAGACGAGGAGUCGUACCGGGCGGUGGCUGAUAAACUGGUGCAGAUCAGUCACUGCUAUGGCUUCGAUGGCUGGCUUGUUAACAUAGAGAACGCCCUCAGCGAGGUAGCGGUGAAGAACACACCUUUGUUCCUGCGCUAUCUGACAGACCAGAUGCACGAGCGAGUGUCCGGCAGCCUGGUGGUGUGGUACGACAGCGUGAUCGAGAACGGACAGCUAAAAUGGCAGAAUGAACUCAACCAGUCCAACAGGAUGUUUUUCGAUGCUUGUGACGGUUUCUUCACCAACUACAACUGGACAGAGCAGAGCCUGGAGUUCAUGAAGGACUACUCUGGGGCCCAACGCCGCCAGGCCGACAUCUACGUCGGGGUGGACGUGUUUGCCAGAGGACAGGUGGUGGGAGGAAUGUUUGAGACGAAUAAGGCACUGGAACUCAUUCGGAAGCACAACUUCUCUACAGCCAUCUUUGCUCCAGGCUGGGUGUACGAGACCCACGAUGAUAAGAGCGAAUUCCGCAAGAAUCAGAACAAGUUUUGGGGUCUACUGUCGAACUACCUGUACGUCCACCGGCCGGCCUCACCUCUUCCCUUCAUCUCCUCCUUCUGCCAGGGCUUUGGGAAAGCCGUCUACUGGAGAGGACAGCCUGAGACGAAGGGGAGCUGGUUCAACCUGACUGCCCAGGAGAUCCAGCCGUUGUACUACCACCAGAACCUGGAGGCUGAGGGCUGGCUGAGGACCAGCGGCUGUCCGGAGGACGCCUGGAAUGGAGGCUGCUCGCUGCUGCUGGAUGGAGUCAUCCCUGCAACUCGCAUCACUCCGGUUUGUGCCAAGAUCUUCUCCCUACAAGUACCUCUGGCACUGAAAACCCUGGUGACCUUCAUCUUCAAGGCAUCUCCUGGCAUCACAGUCUCUCUGGAGCUGAAGACAACAGAUGCCAGUCAGUGCACGCACGUCGACGUCCAAGAAGUCAGCCUUACCAGUGUGUCUCCUGAAGUACUGGCUGAUGGACACCAGUUAGUGACUCAGAUGUCUCAGCUGUGUGGAAGCAGGAAUCCAGGUGGUUGGACGGUCAGGUGUUCUCAGGUGGAGCUUCACGGCUGCGUUCUUAGAGAAGUGUGUGUCCGGAUCCAGCGAGACGGAGAAGCUCAGGACAUGCCGUUCAGCUGCAGAGUCGGAGAAAUCAUGAUUCUGGAUACCGCCGGUCUGCAGGUGCCUCCGGAGCUGAUCCAGGGUUUGUGUAUCGACGACGUGGUUUGGCUCCGAGGUGCCGGUUCCUCGCCUCAGUCCUCUCCCAGCUUGCGCCUCAACGCCACCCUGCGCUGGGACUACCCGGUGGGACUGGUACGCCACUUCAGGGUGUACUGGCGCCGGCUGAGAGGACCCGACCCCCGGAUCCCUCCAGGUCAGCUGGUGGCGGUGGGCCAGGCCUAUUCUAACCUGUUCAGGGUGACGGAGCUGGUGGUGCCGGAGCCGCCCGCCCUGCUGGAGCUGGUGGUGGAGCCGGUCAUCAAGAAGGGCUUCCUGGUUCCUGAGAGCCACUGGGGGAGGAGAAGCCUCAGCUACACGGCGGACUUAACACAAUGAUUUUACACAAGUCGGUCCAGGGUGCUUCUCUGUGACUCUUUUAUCGGUGCUGCUGCAAUCAUGGCUCUGAAAUGAAACUCAGCGUUUGUUUGAGCCUCAAAAAGUUUGGAAGAUAGAUUCAGAGGCUUUCUAACAACUGUAGCCAGAGCUGAUCAAUCACUGAAUCUAGUGAAGCUACUGACCAAACGCUGUGAUCAAAAUGAUGCUAAUCUGCUUGAAUUAUUGUUUAUCAUGCUGUGUUUUUGCUCCUUCAGUCAAUCCAAAGCUUUCUACCAUAUCACAGAGUCUUCAUCAGGGCUACAGAUGCAACUCCAUGACAGCAGGACGGGUCGAUGCAGUUAAAAGGAACAGUCUGCAUUUUAGGAUCACCCCUAUUAACUUUCUAAAGAUGUGUGUAUGUAUGAGAAGGUCAGGAUUGUACGUCUGAAUUAUUUCCCCACAAUCCUUCUGUCGCCAUCUUCAAAUCUGACUCCAGAAGAACAUCUCUGGAAAGUUCUAGAAUGGGAGAUUGACAGCAUAAAUGUGCAGCUGAAGGCGGGUGAUGGUGACUCAGAAAAAUCUGCAGAAAUCAUGUCAGUGAUGUCAACAUGGAGCAGAAUCACUUCACCCCAUAGAAUCUACAGGUCCUACUCACUGUUAUUUUGGUUUCUAACAAGGUGCUCAGUAAGUGUAGACGAUAUUACAUAUACUGUAUGAAGUCAGUGGUAUUUUUUACACGUUGUUCAUCAUGUGUUUACUAUUUCUUAUUUCGAUUUUUGUUGAUUUAACAAGAAAGACGAGCAAAUAAAUGGUUUAAUUGAAGGAUAA
Messenger RNA from Amphiprion ocellaris (clown anemonefish), 3060 nucleotides. RefSeq names its product endo-beta-N-acetylglucosaminidase (gene engase). Gene Ontology annotation, biological process: protein deglycosylation. NCBI's taxonomy places the organism in Eukaryota, Metazoa, Chordata, Actinopteri, Pomacentridae. The transcript is spliced from 14 exons. Gene Ontology annotation, molecular function: mannosyl-glycoprotein endo-beta-N-acetylglucosaminidase activity. Gene Ontology annotation, cellular component: cytoplasm. Bases 82 to 2253 code for a protein of 723 amino acids. The record is from RefSeq and is a predicted model, not a curated record.